AUGGUACUCAGUUCAGUUUGUAAUCAACGAGGUAUACAACACAUAAGGACAGAACCUUAUCAUCCACAAAGCAAUGGACAAGCAGAACGUUUCGUCGAUAUAAUUAAAACUGCAAUUAAAAAUGCAUAUGAAAAUGAUUCAAAGGAUAACAAAUAUCUUCAGGAAUUUUUAUUACAAUAUCGUUCGACUCCUAAUUCAAAUUGUGUGGAAGGGAAAACUCCCUCGGAACUAUUCAUUGGUCGAAAACUUCGUACGGAAAUCGAUCUCAUAAAACCACAAGUUUCUCCUAAAGUUACACGUAACACAAAAAUGAAAGCACAAUAUAACAGAAAACGGCGCAGGUCAUCGUGA
Lucilia sericata (common green bottle fly) is the source of this 351-nucleotide messenger RNA. RefSeq lists its product as uncharacterized. Gene Ontology annotation, molecular function: nucleic acid binding. Bases 1 to 351 code for a protein of 116 amino acids. The transcript has a single exon. Lineage: Eukaryota; Metazoa; Arthropoda; Insecta; Diptera; Calliphoridae. Gene Ontology annotation, biological process: DNA integration. The record is from RefSeq and is a predicted model, not a curated record.